Mya arenaria is the source of this 1480-nucleotide messenger RNA. RefSeq names its product bolA-like protein 3. Lineage: Eukaryota; Metazoa; Mollusca; Bivalvia; Myida; Myidae. Bases 34 to 369 code for a protein of 111 amino acids. The transcript has 4 exons. The record is from RefSeq and is a predicted model, not a curated record.
UCCCUUUACAGAGGUGACAAGAGUGACAGCAAAAUGUUAAGACAGUUUCUCAGACAAUCUCUUGGAAAUCAACGGAGGUUCACCUAUGUGCAGAUGUGUAGACGUUUUCUUAGUGACACCAAGGCACAAGAUCUGACUGAGGGUGAACAGAAACUGCUGGAAGCAUUGAAGAAGAAGUUUCCGGGACACACUGAAGUACAAGUGGCUGACAUUUCGGGAGGCUGUGGAGCAAUGUUUGAAGUUUCAAUAGAGGCAGAAGAGUUCCGCGGUUUGAAAACAGUGAAACAACACAUGCUUGUCAACCAGGCCUUGAAGGAAGAGAUACAACAGAUGCAUGGUAUGAGAAUAAACACCAAGGCCCCGGGGUAGCGCUGAAUUGAAUGGUCUGAUAGCCGGGAUGAAGGGAACGGAAACAUUCUUCAAUUAUAGUGAUAUGAACUUUCAAAUACUGUGUAAAAUCAUGGUCUUGCUAUUGGACUGACAUUUGUGUAACUUUUCAUCUGAUACUUUGUUAUGUGAAUUUUGAAUGCCUGGUGGCCCCAGGGGUAACAUUAAUGGGUUUUAUAUAGAGAUGAAGAAAAAGGAAACAAACAUCCCAUAAAGAAUAUUACAAACCUUUCUGGCUUUGAAAUAUUGCAAAUGAGGAAAUUUCACAUCUGAUUUCAAUUAAAAAAGAGCAAGAUCAAAUACAUGUAAUAACCUUUAAAUGAUUUGGAAAUUAUAUUGAGUCAACAGGCAUAAAAAUUGUACAGCUGUUUCCUUUAUAAACAUUGUAACAACUGAAACACUUACACCUCAGAUCUGCCAGACUUACAUCACUGUAUGAAUCCAUUACAUGGAAUGUUAUUAUGAAAGCAAGAAAGCUUAUUAAGUCUGUAAUAAAUAAUAGUGCAGUAUGGCAAUGCAUGAACAACAAUAAUAAUGUUACAUGAUGAUAUUCACUUUUGAGAGAUUUGCUUCAAGAUCAAGAUUUGUUUUGUUAAGGUUUCCAGAAUACAUUGUAAAAUGAUGUGAUACAGUAUAUUGUUUAGAUUCAAUUAAAAAACAGAACUAUUGAAGGAUACAAAGUAAGAAUACAGAUUUAAGCUAUAGUUUUAAUUGUGAACUACCUUUGAAAUUUAAAGGCUUGCUUUCUUGACAGCAUCAAAUUUUGUUUUGUGUGGUUUCUAUUUCAUUUUUUAGUGAUUUAUAUAUUUGAAUAAUGACAUGUAUCAUGUCCUUUUGUUGCCCUUGUUAAUUAAUUUUAACUCAAAGUUAAAUCUAAUGACAGGCAGCGUCAACCUUAUUUUAUGUUUAUUAUUUUGCACUGAUUGUUGGACAUUUAUUUUUUAUUUUCUUUAUUAUUAAAAGACCUUAUAGAAUGCUUAUUCUAUCACCAGCCUUUACCACAAUGAGAUCUACACUAUAUUGUAUAAUAUGUUGAAAAUCAAAUGCUGUACUAUCAAAUGGAUACUUUUAAUAAAACCUAAUUCAAAUUUCA